Messenger RNA from Eurytemora carolleeae, 508 nucleotides. RefSeq lists its product as uncharacterized. Lineage: Eukaryota; Metazoa; Arthropoda; Copepoda; Calanoida; Temoridae. The record is from RefSeq and is a predicted model, not a curated record.
UGACACUGUUCUGGGGAUCACAUGGCAUGGUUCUGCAAAGGUUUACAACGGACGGUUCUCUGGGUUAUCUACUAUACACCGAGCAGGAAAUACUGAUUUUACACUGGAUGGAACUACAUUAAACCUCAUUGCAAACCUCGGACUUAACGACUGUUCUGCUCACUAUGAAGCACAAGCCGAGUUUAUGGGUAUUACGGUUGGAGCUUCUGCUACAGUAAAGAUAUCUUCAGUUGAUGUCUUUUUUGAUGCUGAGAUGAUUAUUGCCCCAGGAAGUAGUCUUCAAAUUGCUAGGUUUGAGAUAACAAAUAUCGGACACAUUGAUAUAAACGUGAGUGGACUAGGACCCCUGGAUUGGAUUCUGGAGCUACUUGUCGAAGGGAUCGGAAACUCAAUCCGGGGUUGGCUUGCUGACAUCAUUGAGGGACCUUUGAGGGAUAUUCUUCAAGAUAUUUUGGACCAGUAUGUACCAGAGAUACCUUCAAAACUGUUCUAAUUAAUAUCAAAGUAG